UUAAAAACACAAAAUCCCUGACGAAAGUGGCUUCUCUGACCCCCAGCUAUUUUGAAGCUGUGUUUGUUGGAAGACUUACAGUUUCCAAAUUCUUCCCAAUCCAACAAACAAAUUAUGUCUUCUCUCUUAUUCUCAAACCCUCAUUUAUCCACUCCCUUCCUCCCGCAAAAACUUUCUGGUCAUCUAAGCGCGACUAAAGCGACACCGUUUUGCACCAUUUCUAGAAGCCCUACAGCCCCUCGUUGCGCUGUAGAUACACCCUAUGGAGGUAAUGUUCCAACAUUUCCUCGAAUGAAAGUUUGGGAUCCUUAUAGACGCCUUGGUGUAAGCCCUUAUGCCUCUGAGGAAGAAAUUUGGGGAUCACGCAAUUUUCUAUUGCAACAAUAUGCUGGACAUGAGAGAAGUGAAGAAUCAAUAGAAGCUGCUUUUGAGAAAUUACUGAUGACCAGCUUCAGACAAAGGAAGAAGACCAAAAUCAAUUUGAAAAGCAAGCUAAAGAAGCAAGUCGAUGAGUCUCCACCCUGGGUUAAGAACUUACUCAAUUUUGUGGAGCUUCCUCCUAUAGAAGUUAUUUUCAGAAGAUUGUUCCUUUUUGCAUUUAUGGGUGGCUGGAGUAUCAUGAAUUCUGCUGAAGGCGGACCUGCUUUCCAGGUAGCUGUCUCUUUGGCUGCUUGCAUAUACUUCCUUAAUGAGAAGACAAAGAGCUUGGCUAGAGCAUCAAUUAUCGGAUUUGGUGCACUUGCGAGCGGGUGGAUUUGUGGUUCCAUCUUUGUCCCAAUGAUUCCAACAGUUCUAAUUCAUCCUACUUGGACUCUGGAGCUUCUAACGUCACUAGUAGCAUAUGUUUUCUUGUUUCUUGGUUGUACUUUUCUCAAGUAAAAAAGUUGCAACCCUACCAUGUUUACUUUAAAGAACUGAACCAAACUUCUCAUUCUCCAUUGUGUCAUUGAACCAUAAGUCAUCCAUUUUUUUUUUUUUUUUUUUUUUCUUUUGACUUUUCUUCAAUAGAGUAUAGUGCAGUUUGGCAAUGCAUACUGCAGUUUUUACAAUAGGGAACAAUUUUCUUAAACAAAGCUUUUUUAUACA
Messenger RNA from Pistacia vera, 1086 nucleotides. Its product is annotated as protein CHAPERONE-LIKE PROTEIN OF POR1, chloroplastic. The record is from RefSeq and is a predicted model, not a curated record. Bases 115 to 879 code for a protein of 254 amino acids. The transcript is spliced from 5 exons. NCBI's taxonomy places the organism in Eukaryota, Viridiplantae, Streptophyta, Magnoliopsida, Sapindales, Anacardiaceae. Gene Ontology annotation, cellular component: chloroplast membrane.